Molecule: messenger RNA, 2171 nt
Organism: Babjeviella inositovora NRRL Y-12698
Lineage: Eukaryota; Fungi; Ascomycota; Pichiomycetes; Serinales
Exons: 1
Coding region: 193-1965 (590 amino acids)
Biological process (GO): xenobiotic detoxification by transmembrane export across the plasma membrane
Cellular component (GO): membrane
Molecular function (GO): xenobiotic transmembrane transporter activity; antiporter activity
Source: RefSeq, a predicted model, not a curated record
CGUCCUAGCACGCCCAAUACAUUAUCCCUAACCAUUAGCCAUCCCUAGCCUUCGAUACCUCCCCUACAACCCACUCUACCAGCUACCUUUCUAGUUUCUCUACCUGUACUGCCAAAAUCCAUGCUUAGUUGUUGAUACCUAUACCAGUUUUAGCAUCCACCUUUAUUCACCCCCUCCUCCAAUAAUAUUGCGAUGGCCGUCACAUCACUUAUUAGCAAAACCUUGAAGGCGCUUCCGCCGCUGCUCCGCAACUCCGAUGCGGUGGGCUUUAACAAUCGGCGUCGACGGAUGUCGAUCACGUUCAUCCCGCCGUCGACACAAUCUCCGUUGUUCUUGUACGGCGCAGGAGACCAGCGCUCGUUCCUUCUGUUGUGCCUGGGAUCCGCGCGCGACAGCGUGCGCGACGAUGCGACCGUCAGCACGUCGCGUUCGCUCCCAUCCACGCUCAGUACCGUGGCCUCCGACGAGCCAGACCAGAUGACCUGGUUGCUUGAGGAACGCCGCCGCUAUACUGAAUCUUUACGCGAAGAAGACGAAGAAGAAGACGACCACUAUGGCACCAGCGCAAAGUCCAUCCAGAGCUCCACCCAAUCCGAAGACCUUUCAGCCCUUGUGACAAACCCAAAAAAUGAGUUCCGCACGCUUGUCAACUACUCCAUUCCGUUGAUCAUUACUUUUGUGUUGCAACAAGCCUUUUCGGUCGUGUGUGUGUUGGUGGUGGGCCAUCUCGGGAAGAACGAGCUUGCGGCGGUAUCGCUUGCGUCCAUGACGUCGACGAUCACCUUAGCCAUCUUUGAGGGCAUUUCCACCAGCUUGGACACGUUGUGUCCCCAAGCGUACGGUGCAGGCAAUUUCCACGGCGUCGGAGUCCACUUCCAGCGCUGCACACUCUUUUCGCUUGUGUUUUUUGUCCCGUGCGCUGCCUUCUGGUGGUUCAGCGAACAUUUCUUGCGCCACGCGAUCCACGAUGAGGAAGUGGUGCGCCUCACGGUGCAGUUCCUUCGCGUCAUGAUUGCGGGUGCGCCCGCGUACAUUCUUUUUGAAAACGGGAAGCGUUUCCUCCAGGCACAAGGCAUUUUUGAGGCCGGGACGGCUAUUUUAUUCAUUACCGCUCCUGUUAACAUCGUCUUGAGCUAUCUCCUUGUGUGGCACCCGGUGAUUGGUGUGGGUUACGUGGGCGCGCCGAUCGCGGCGGUUACGAACUUUUGGUUCCAGGUCGUGCUCCUCUACCUCUAUGUAGCAUUCGUGGAUGGUGACAAGUGUUGGGGUGGCUUUUCACGCGACGCAUUGCACCACUGGCGCGACUUGGCGCACCUCGCGAUCCCCGGGAUUGUCAUGCUUGAGGCUGAAUAUGUGGCGUAUGAGAUCCUCACGCUCUUUUCCUCUUCGUUUGGCACAUCUGCGCUCGCGGCGCAGUCCGCGAUUUCAACGAUUGCGUCGCUCACGUACAUGGUACCGUUCGCGGUGUCGAUCGCCGCUGCCACGCGCAUUGCGAACUUUGUCGGCGCCACCAAUGUGCCAUGCGCGCUUAUCGCCACGCGUGUCGGGCUCUAUGCGUCCUUGAUCGUCGCUUCCGCGAACUGUGUCGUCUUGCUUUCCUUCAAGGCCCCGAUCGCGCGUCUCUUCACCCUGGAUUCUGAGGUCAUUUCCCUCAUCGUCUCCUUGUUUCCCCUCGUCGCGGCUAUCCAAGUUUUUGAUGGCUUGGCCUCCGUCGCAUCCGGUAUCUUACGAGCGCAGGGCAACCAGAAAGUUGGCGGUGUCGUUAACUUGCUCGGUUACUACGCCCUUGCUAUCCCCGUCAGUUUGCUUUUGGGCUUCUACUGCAAGAUGGAGUUGUUUGGCUUGUGGAUCGGAAUCGGCGUGGGCAUGAUAGUGAUUGGAGUCACCGAGAGCUGGUAUGUCUUGACUGCUGAUUGGACAGAUAUUGUCGCGCGUGCGCAAGAGCGCAAUGAGGAACAAGAUUGAGAGACUACAUAUCGAAUGAUUAAUUCUUAGAUGUAAACGAGAUUUUUGUUCGUAUAUUUUAGCGUGAGAAAUACUUGCAUCAUAUUUAUUGAUGCUGAUUAGAACUAUAUUUGGAUUUUACUGUUACCGGGGUAUAUUCAAUAGGUGUUAUUGCGUACCGUUGUCUAGUGAGGAUAAUUUUCAUAAAUAUAAUUCAUGCAAGUGGA